UGUCCUCACCUCAACCUCAACGACAAACGCUCAGCAGUACUGUAUCAUCUUCCUCCAGCCAUUUUCCUGGAUUCCAUUACCAUUCCACUGGCGAGUGUGGUGUAGCAGCAGCCGAGAAUACUAGUAGUGAUCAGUGAACCAGAACCAGAGGGUCUUCAGCCAGCGACACAACAAAGGAUGGCGGCGGCGGGCGCCGUCGUUCCCAGGCCGCCUCCUCCUCUUCCUAUAACGGCCUUCCCCUCCUCCUCGUGGCCCCGCCUCUCCCCGCGGUAUCCCCUAAGAUUAAGAAGCAUGCUCCGCCGCCCCCUUCCGUGCGCCGCCGCAUCCUCCUCCUCCGUCUUGAUGCCCGAUCCGGACCUGGAGCCUGAGCCCGCCCACGAGGACGAGUCCAGGCCCCGCCGCAUCGCCCUCUUCGUCGAGCCCUCGCCCUUCGCCUACGUCUCCGGCUACAAGAACCGCUUCCAGAACUUCAUCAAGUACCUCCGGGAGAUGGGCGACGAGGUGAUUGUGGUCACCACGCACGAGGGCGUGCCUCAAGAAUUCCACGGAGCCAAGCUAAUCGGAUCCUGGAGCUUCCCUUGCCCCUGGUAUCAAAAGGUUCCGCUCUCGCUGGCGUUGAGCCCUCGAAUCAUCGGAGAAGUUGCUAGAUUCAAGCCUGACAUUAUUCAUGCCUCUUCCCCUGGGAUUAUGGUAUUUGGUGCGCUAAUUAUCGCAAAGCUGCUCUGCGUCCCUCUUGUAAUGUCAUACCACACCCAUGUCCCAAUUUAUAUACCCCGAUAUACAUUCAGCUGGCUUGUCAAGCCCAUGUGGCUAAUUAUUAAAUUCUUGCACCGAGCUGCCGAUCUCACACUUGUACCAUCAGUUGCUAUUGGCAGGGAUCUUCAAGCUGCCCGCGUUACAGCAGCCAAUAAGAUACGCCUUUGGAACAAGGGUGUUGAUUCAGAAAGCUUCCAUCCUCGCUUCCGAAAUAAGGAAAUGCGUUCAAGGCUAACUAAUGGAGAACCAGAAAAACCACUAAUAUUGUAUGUUGGACGCUUAGGAGUGGAGAAAAGUUUGGAUUUUCUUAAGAGAGUCAUGGACCGACUUCCAGGAUCAAGAAUUGCGUUUAUCGGAGAUGGCCCAUUCAGGGCUGAGCUUGAGCAGAUGUUCUCAGGUAUGCCUGCAGUGUUCACGGGUACGUUGCAAGGGGAAGAGCUAUCGCAGGCCUAUGCCAGUGGGGAUGUGUUUGUGAUGCCUUCAGAGUCAGAGACGCUUGGCUUUGUGGUGCUCGAGGCCAUGUCAUCAGGAGUUCCGGUAGUCGGCGCUCGAGCUGGAGGAAUACCUGAUAUUAUACCGGAGGACCAGGAAGGGAAGACCAGCUUUCUGUACACGCCAGGGGAUGUUGAUGACUGCGUUAGCAAGAUUGAGCGUCUCUUGUCAUGCGAGGAGUUGCGAGAGACGAUGGGGAGGGCUGCCAGGAAGGAGAUGGAGAAGUUCGACUGGCGAGCGGCGACGAGGAAGAUCCGGAAUGAGCAGUACAGCGCUGCGAUCUGGUUCUGGCGCAAGAAGAGGGCACAGCUGCUGAGGCCCGUUCAGUGGGUGGUCCGGAAGCUGGUGAGGCCGACAACGCCUGGGGCUGCCGUUGCGAAGCAAUCAUAGAAGAAUGUUAAAAAAAAAGCAAUCAUAGAAGAGGAAGCAUUUCCGUAAAAAAAAACAGAGAGAGGGAGAGAGGAAGCAUUCUGGACGGUGCAUCUGCUUCUGUGGUGUUGACGAUUGGAUGUCUGAUGCUCAACAAUUGAUGGGAAGGAAGCUCGAGCUUCCAGUACAAUUGAAUGGAUGAUCACUCACCAUUAGGUUUAGGACUGGUUGAUUGUAAAUCGUACAUACGCGUGUACUACUUCAUUCGCUUGCUACAUUGCAUCCUACUAUUCUGUCUUUGGUAGACUACUAUUCUGUCUUUGGUAGAAUUGGCAGUCCGUAAAUGAGAUGCGUUGCCAUGUCAUAGUAAUUACGAAGAGAAGAGACGAAAUGAGUUUCAUGAAACUCGAUUUA
Messenger RNA from Setaria italica (foxtail millet), 2031 nucleotides. Its product is annotated as sulfoquinovosyl transferase SQD2. The transcript has 9 exons. Gene Ontology annotation, molecular function: UDP-sulfoquinovose:DAG sulfoquinovosyltransferase activity. The record is from RefSeq and is a predicted model, not a curated record. Gene Ontology annotation, cellular component: chloroplast envelope. Bases 178 to 1638 code for a protein of 486 amino acids. Lineage: Eukaryota; Viridiplantae; Streptophyta; Magnoliopsida; Poales; Poaceae. Gene Ontology annotation, biological process: glycolipid biosynthetic process; sulfolipid biosynthetic process.